CCUCAACUUCAUUGUCCCUUUAUCAUCCUCCUUGUGGCCUUCUAGAACAACCCCGAAUUCCACUACUCCCUUCCAGCCGCGUCUCACGCCAAUCAGAGACUGUCUUUAUCCUGUUGGUGGAGAUGCCGUACCAGGUUCCUGUGAAGACUGCACCGGUUCACAACCUUCUCCGAUCCGUCCCUCCUCGAGCGCGAUACCUCCACGAGUACCGAUGAUGUUCUACCGAGCCCGACGACGCUUCUUGGCCGGCUCCUCUACCCUCGUUUCUCCCUCAUCCUCCUUCUCCUCGCGCUCUUUUCGCUUCCUAUGAUCCGGAGUACCAAAAUCAUUGUUGAGGCCUUGCAUAUCCAUUAGAUCGUGGACUGCGUAUGGAGAUCCACUUAUGUGCUGCGGAUCCGCUUGCCCUUCUUGAAGGAGAACGGAUAAUGUGUCCUUGGUUUCAAAUUCGACCCUUUUACGAAAGGUUCCUUGGUGGUCGAUGAACGACCGAUCGCCGACCGACCCAGGAAGCCCAUGGCCGUUCACGAUAAAUCUCGCCGCCCGUUCAGACAACUGUUCCAGCAGCACCUCGAGCUCGGGACUAUUUCGAGGCAAACGACAGAAGAUAUGGCCCGAUCCAGAAUACUUCCCCUUAAUCUUCUUCGGCUUUGACUCGAGUUCGAAGUAGAAACGCGUCGCAACGAGGCAACGCGCGACGACAUCGACAUCCUCCGACCGACAGAACUGUUCCCGAGCCUUUGUUGCCAGCUCGUGCAUCCUGCCUGUAUCAUCCAAGUCGACCUCUCUGUCCAGUUCAACGUCGAAUCGGAAGUACCGCCCAUCUAACUCUGCCCGUCGUCCAUUCUUAAACGCUUGGGCGAUUUUUUGGCCGUUGAUUAAUUCCAUGAAGGCUCUGUACGAUCGUGGCAGAAAGCCCUCUCUCCAGAUCGCACGCAGUCUGCUGGGGUGCGACGUUGGUACGUGUGAUCCUGAGGACCCGGUGCCGAGGGAGACGACCACAUUGGGCCUUCGGAUCGGUGGCCACACCACAGGGAUUUCCCACAGAGGGAGGUCGACGGGAUUGUUCCUCCACAGAGCUCCGUCUUGGAAGGUUCCUACCCCCGGGAUGCGCUUUGCUGGAAAGUACCUUGUGGCCGUGUGAGCUACCGAAAACUUUGAGAGGGUUGGACGGCAACAUACCACGGUGCCGCAGAUCCGCUCAUUGCUCUUGCAUGCGAUUUCAGUCGUCUUUCCAUACUCAACGAGGCGUGACAGAAGGAAAUAGAAAAUGGUCACUUACAUCUCCCACAGACGAAUCCUUUUCCGCCCAUCUUGCGACCGGACAAUGCGAUAACCUGUUCAUCCGUCAGAGAUCGCUCUCACGUUGCCAGUUCGGGGAUCAAAGUACCACAGUCCUGCGGCCUGGACCCUGUCCCGUUAUAGUUGGUGAAGAGGCAAGAGUCUGUUUCCAGAACCGUGGUCACCGGUAUUCCCACUUUCGCGCCGAUAGCGGUUGCAUGCGAGUAAUCCAAGAUGCCCAUCUCGCUGCCGAAAACUUCCUUCAGUGCACCUUCCAGAUGAUGAGCUGGGUACAGACCGUCGGCCAAGUACGACACAAGAAAUUGGACGAUAUGCGACAGGACCGGAAUGCGAGACAUGACGGGUACGUGAGAAAUCCAGCGCGGUCUGAAUGCCCUUUUCGCCAAAGAUUCGAAAAGAUUCGCACAAUCGUCCACCGUCCAUCCACUGAUGAACAAUGCGAGGACGAUAAGGCCGCCUGAUGAGCGUCAGCGACGGCCCGUGUAACGGAUGGCGUCCACCUACCGGAACUGGUGCCGAAUGCAAUCUCGAAAUGAUCCUGAACUGGGAUCGGUAGACCCAACCUGUCCUGCAGGGUUUGCAAGAACAGCAGUGGCACGACUCCCUUGAUACCACCCCCGUCGAUGGUCAAUACAUUGACCCCGGCGGUAUCAGGCUUUAAUUUUACCGUCACCUCUCGAAGUGCCAUGUCACAGAGAAAACAGCGCCGAACGCCGAACGUCCACCGAUCAUUCUCAUCUUCCUGUCCGAAUACUCGCACGCAGUUUUCACAGACCGCAUGGCCGCAGGGCCAAUUGUUCUCUGGCGUGCGACGCAAGCAGGCGAAACAGAGGUCGUCGCUUCGCACCCGCUUCCAGCGAAGCUUAAACCUCUUGAGGUUGUUGUAAUGGAUCGUCUUGGACGGCGUACCGGCGCCGCGUAUAAAGUCCUCGAAAUAUUUUUGCAGCUGCUCCGAGAUGGCUUGGACGAAACCCGACGGAAGAAGCAAGUUUAUGGAGCCGUCGUACACAAGCACACCGCUCCUGCCCGCUCGAUAGCAGGCGUCUUUAUACAGGGUCUGAAACACAUCUCCAGGGUUAAACGCCACGCGGCCGUCAGAUUAAGCCUGCCACGUGCUGAAAAGAGCUUGGACUUACCAUGCAUACCGGGAGGGUAAUGAUCCAGCAGGAGGCUCGACGCAAUUAUUGGCACCGCGAAGUCCAUCAGCUCUUGAGGCGAUUUGAUGUGCUUCAGGAAGUUAGACAGAUGUGUGCCCAAGUCCGGCGCGACAGGAUUUGGCAAGCGCGACGCUCUCACGAAAUCGAAUGGCUCCCUGGUGGUUCUGCCAAAGUGGUCACUCGCAUAUUUGAAGAAUGCCGCCAGGUGCCUCCCAGAGAAAAGCGUCCUUGCUUCGACCUUGAGCCUUCGACCUUGAUUCAGCACCCGGAUCAAGUAUUCCGCCAGACGCCGGUAGCAGUGCCCUCCCUGGGGUACGGUUACCACUUCGAGAGCUGACACCAUCUCCAGGGGGUUUUUGGUGGUCUCCUUUCUCAGUUCGCCCAGGAGGACAUCCCCGGCCUCCUUGUCCCUUUCGGCGCCAGGGUCUGUGGCUUCCAUCACCACGACCAUCCGUGGAUACGUUGUCUUCGGUAGUGUCGUGGGCUUGCCAUUCUCGAGCCACGACGCGAGUCGACGUACCACGGGGCCAAAUCCGCCGAUGUCGGUGGAAAAGAAGCAAAAGACGUCGGCAAAAGCACCCAAGAGACGGGAAUAGAGAUGAUCGGCGGCAUCUUCUAAAGCUAGAUCCUGGACGCCUCCCCGGAUGCGAGGAAGCGGCAACUGUCUUGUCUCGUGGCAUUGGGCCGAGGACCUUUUUUUCAGGCCCCGGUACGGAAGGUCACCAUCCGCUAAAAGCACGGGCACGUCCUGGAACACAUCGGGAUUUCCUAGUUGGAGAUGCACUGCGCCGCCUCGUUUCCCUCUGCCUGCCGACUUCUGCCUGUUCUCGUCUACACCGAGCGAUCGAAGGGCCGACGAUUUGGCGGUAUGACCGAUGAAGACCAACAGGCUGGGCUGCUGAAGGUCAGGACUGGGAGUGUCGUUGACAAGCGUUUGAAGCCGAUCCGAGAUGCACAAGACGACUUCGUUUCGUUCGAUGCGGAGGGUGAGCCAAUCGCUGUGAUGACAGCGUGCCAUCAUGAAAGCCCAAAUGCUACUGCGAGUCACAGUAUCGAGGAUGUGAGGUGCACAAGACGGGAUGCUUUUAAGACAUCACGAGUAAUCGUCAUCCUGUGAGAAGAGCUCAAUCCAGAUCCUUGAGCAGCGAGCGAGGGAAGGAACGAGACAAAUGGUAGAGACUCGAACGGGCUCCAAGCGCGGCCCUUAGGGAACCAAUUUUGAUCUGGCAUGAAUCUGGUUUACGUUUUGGGCUCCUGACAAGAUCCCUCUAGGGUGAUUAACGUUUCUCACCGUCUAUUUCUUCUUGGGAUCCAGGCUGAAUCGUCUCUCCUUGAGAAACUGCGCAGGUGGAAUACGGUGGAGAGUGGUCGUCAUGGUCAUGACAGGAAUUUCGAAGGGCAGGACAGACAAAUCCUCCAUCAGCAGGAUGCCUUCCAGUGACCAACCUCAUCAUAUGAAUCGGCAACCUGUCGAGCUUGAAGAUCCGAGAUCUACCCCCAAUCUGAAGAGAUACUCCGAGCCACCCGCGUUCAGGCACAGAUGUGCCCUUUGCCGCAAGCUUCGGUCUUCAGCUUACCAGAGAAAUCAUCCCAUCGCCCCGGGAGAAGAACCGAUCCCGGGGGUCUGUUCACGGCCAGGAUGCAGCGCCCAGAAACGAGCAUGGUCUCCAACGAAGAAGCCUCCACUGGUGAUGGUCCUGGAAUUGCACUGUUACGUCUACGAGAACCAUCUCCCCGAUCACUCCACAGGACCACCUCUCACGGUCGAGCUCCCUGCGGCAGAGCAGGCCCGGCGAGAGGAGCUCCUCCGUGGUGAUUAUGGAGUGUUGACCCGGACGCCAACGUACCCAAACACGUUUGAAGGGCAGCAACAAGCUCCAUGGGUCAAUCGCAUGACUAAACCGACUUUUAUACCUCGCUAAACUAGGAGAUUUUGUCAUGGAUCAACAUCGCGUCUGUGUCCACAUCAUCGCGGAUACUGUACCAGGCAUCACGGAAUGCUUCUCGCAUGAUGUUCUACCUUGGAGGAUGACUCCAUCUGAAGAUCAUGUUCACUGAUGGAAUUGGCAGUGGAACCGCCGGCCGGUUAUCUUUGGUGGAAUGUAUUGCAGGGUUGGCACCGGAUUAUGUUUGAUGAGAUUCAUAUAUUGUUCACAUCUAUACCAGACAAUUCUAGUCACACCAUUAGGAACUCAUGGGACGGCUAGGUCCUUCUGCGAUUUCGUUCCCGUGGCUGAGAUCAUGCUGCCAGGACACCAGGUCCAUUGACCACUGCCAAGCGUAAAAUAUGGGCCACCUUCUAGCUCCUUAGGUUCAGGCGGCGACGACCAUGAAAAGAAUACUCGCUGGGUAUCUUGGACUGUGAUCACUUUCACAAACUGCGGCACGGCACUGUUCGUA
Molecule: messenger RNA, 4856 nt
Organism: Exophiala oligosperma
Lineage: Eukaryota; Fungi; Ascomycota; Eurotiomycetes; Chaetothyriales; Herpotrichiellaceae
Exons: 1
Coding region: 3830-4378 (182 amino acids)
Source: RefSeq, a predicted model, not a curated record